Amaranthus tricolor (Joseph's coat) is the source of this 2777-nucleotide messenger RNA. RefSeq names its product probable L-type lectin-domain containing receptor kinase S.5. The coding region runs from base 594 to 2570 and encodes 658 amino acids. Gene Ontology annotation, molecular function: carbohydrate binding; protein kinase activity; ATP binding. The transcript has a single exon. The record is from RefSeq and is a predicted model, not a curated record. Gene Ontology annotation, biological process: protein phosphorylation. Lineage: Eukaryota; Viridiplantae; Streptophyta; Magnoliopsida; Caryophyllales; Amaranthaceae. Gene Ontology annotation, cellular component: plasma membrane.
AUAUAUAGCUUAUUUCAUUACAUUAUGAUUUAUACUAUUUUCUUUUUAUUAUCUUUUGGUGUUCUUGCCUUCUUCUCUCGUUUCCUUAUUACUAGUUUUUAUUUUAUUUAUAGACAGCUAAUUUAUCUUUUCCGUGUAACUACGUCUACUUAUGUUUCUCGAGCCAGGGCUCUUUUGGCCGCGCUUUCCUUUAUGGGUAUGAGUUGCCGCCGUCCUUCUCUCCCCAUACCUGUCCAUAAUUUUUUUAUGAACGGAAUACACCGGGUAGGAUGAUGAUAAUGUAUGUUGAAUGUCAAAAUGUCAAAAUUAAAGUGUUCAUGUAUGUUCCCAUGAAGCUUCCAAAUUUACUAUUAAAUUCAAAAACAUUAUGAUUUAUGUUCAAUGUAUGUUCAUAACCUUAUUUCAUGAUUUAUAGUCAACAUAUGAACUUUUCUAUUUCUUCAUUUUUUUUUACAUAUGCUUAUAUUCAAAUACUUCAUUACACGAAAACAAAAAUUAAUUUCAUUGACUAACUCUCAAUAAAUCAAACCCUUCGUCUAUAAAACACUACAUUCAAAAUCAAACAAUACCCAUUUCCAUUUUCUUAUAAAACUAUGAAAAAACCACUCAACAUGAGCCUUUUUUUAGUUUUCCUAGUAAUUUUUUCCACUUUUCAUCAAACAAAAUGCUUGAAAUUUGACUAUACAACCUUCAAUCAAUCCAUAAAUGGAGAUUUCUUAAUGUCUAAUUAUUCUUACAUAGUUCAAAAUGCCAUACAAGUAACCCCAGAUAAUGGGAACACCUUGAACAUUUCUGGUAGGUCCUUACACGAACAAAAAUUCUAUUUAUGGAAAGGAAAAAAAAUUGCAUCAUUCAACACAACAUUUGUGCUCAACAUUCAGGCAGUCUUAGAUGGUGGGGAUGGCGGUGGCGGUGAUGGGUUAGCCUUUGUUUUAGCCAAGGAUAAUGAUCUGCCCAUAAACAGUUCUGGGCAGUGGCUAGGAAUAGUCAAUUCUAAGACAAAUGGUUCUGCUGAUGGGAACAUUGUGGCUGUCGAAUUCGACACGAAAAAAAGUUUCCCUGAAGAUUUGGAUGAUAACCAUGUUGGAUUGAAUGUAAAUAGUGUGUAUUCUGUUGAACAAGUUUCGAUUUUGAACAAAACUGAUAUAAGGAUUGAUAAUGGUACUGAUUUUAGUGUCAUGAUCAUGUAUAAUGGUCCAAAUAAGGUUAUGAAUGUGUCUGUUAAGAAGGGAAAUGGCACAGAUUUUGUGCAGAUUCUGACAGUUAAAAUUGAUCUUUCUGUGCAUCUUCCUAGUGAAGUUUAUGUAGGAUUUUCGGGUUCUACUGGAUCGGGUUGGGAGAAGAAUUGUGUGAAAUCGUGGAUGUUCGAUGGAGAAGAUGUAGGAAAAGAAAGUCGAGGAUUGUUGUGGGUUUGGAUUGUGAUUGGUUGUUCGAUUUUGAUUGUAUUGGGCGUGUUAGUCGGGUUGUUAUGGUUCAUAAAACAAAGGAAAACGAAACAAGUUAAGGAUGAAGAGGAUUUGUAUAUGCAGAGUAUUGAGACAGGGUUAGGUCCUAAGAGAUUUAGGUUAAGGGAUGUUAAGAAUGCCAGUGGUAAUUUUAGCCCGAGUAAUGAGCUUGGUAGAGGGGGAUUCGGAGUUGUUUAUAAGGGAACGUUGGGUGGGAAUGAAGUUGCGAUUAAAAGAAUUAAGAAUUCUCGUCAAGGGAAGCAAAAUUUGAUUGCGGAACUUACUACAAUUGGUAACCUCCGACAUAAGAAUUUGGUUGAGUUAGUAGGGUGGUGUUACGAGAAGAACGAGCUUUUGUUGGUUUAUGAGUAUAUGCCUAAUGGAAGUCUUGAUAAGUUUAUUUGUUCCGAUGAUGAAAAUGUGAUUCUAAGUUGGGAAACAAGGCAUAGGAUUAUAUGUGGAGUUGCUCAAUCGCUUGAUUAUUUGCAUCAUGAGUGCUCGAAAAGGGUAUUACAUCGAGACAUAAAAACUAGCAACAUAAUGUUAGAUUCAGAGUUUAAUGCUCGGUUAGGUGAUUUUGGGUUGGCUAGAAUGUUUACAAAAGGUGAUCAAACACACCAUUCAACUAAAGAGCUUAUGGGUACACCUGGUUACAUGGCACCCGAGAUUUUACUCAUGGGGCACUCGACUGCAGAGACUGAUGUAUUCGCUUUUGGGGUUUUGGUACUAGUUGUAGCCUCAGGGAGGAUGCCAGGAGCUCAGCUUGAGGGUAAUGGAAAUGGGCUUACGAAUAACAAUCUUGUCGAUUGGAUUUGGGAACUUUAUAGAUCGAAAAUAGUUGUGAGUGCUGUUGAUCCGAAGCUAAAUGGGAAUUUCAACGAACAACAAGCUGAGUGUAUGUUUGAACUUGGUUUAGCUUGUUGUGAUCCAAACCCGCACAUGAGACCUUCCAUGAGAACCGCGCUCCAAGUUCUAAUGGGGGAAGCACUUCCACCAUUAGUACCCUUGGAGAAGCCAGUGUUCAUGUGGCCUGCAACACCAAGGGUAUCAUCCCUUAAUUUGGAGGGUGAGUCCUUAGGGGUAGAGAACAAUACGCUUACUUCUAUAGAACUUAGCCCAAGGUAGUUUAUAUUUUCAUAAUAAGUGUUAGAAUUAUAUGUUGUAUGCCUUGAUUUUAAAUUUUUUUAAUAAAAUCAUGCAUGUAUAGGUGUACACGUUUAGAAGAUUAAUUUUCGUUUGUAAUUUGCACGUGUAAAUAGAUUAACAUAAAGUGGUAUAUUAAUCGGAUAGUGUAAUAUUGUUAUUAAAGCCGUGCCGAGUAUUAAAAAUUGA